Molecule: messenger RNA, 12031 nt
Organism: Porites lobata
Lineage: Eukaryota; Metazoa; Cnidaria; Anthozoa; Scleractinia; Poritidae
Source: the annotation of a GenBank genome assembly
CUUGUCCAUUCAGAACCUGCUCAGGAUUUUUCCUCCAUUAUAGAGUCUUUGAUCCCUGAUGGGGAAAAAGAGCUGGUUAAGAGGCAGCAGCAAACAAAGGGUAAGUAAGACAGAACUAAAAGGAACUCGCACUCUAAGGGACAGUUGGCAACUGAGACUUUGUUCCUUUCUCUCCACCUCCAACACAACUCCCCUAUUUUGUUUUUGUACCAUUUUCCUUCUUCUUUAUGGAACUCAAGGUUUUUCUCAUAGUAACUGACUUCAAUAAAGAAAAGGGCUUAGCUUAGGACCUUUUUUUAACUGAAAAAUAACCUUACAGAAAGCACUCGAGACACGCCGGAGUUCCACUCUAACCCCAUCAAAAUGUUUUACCACCAUGGCAAAAUUUCUCAGUCCUCCGAUUUCAACCCUAACAGUCCUCAAAUGCGCCCAAUUGUACCGCUUGAGAGAUCAGAGGCAAAUAUGUUUUACUCAUAGGUCCUUGAGUCGGUAGAAUAAAAAGUUCUACGAGGAAUGUACGCCAAAACACUUUCAGACUAACCUAUUCUUAGGUGCCCGCACAGCUUUAUACUGCGGACAGUUUUCUUUGAUCCAAAGAUAAUGAUAUUCAAAAUUUCCUAAAUUCUAAAUUACGCGCAUCUUCUCUAUGCAAAUUGUAGCUUGGUUAAUAAAGGCACAUGAAAGACUACAAGGUUCGACAAGGAUUACGGUUAAAAAAAGUUUUUUGCUGAUUGCAUUCCCACGACUGUAGUUGAACGGCUGAACGCUAUCUAAUCCCCGCGCAAAUAAUUUUUCUGCUCUCAGGAAAGGUCAUUACCAGAACUACUCGCCAAAACGCUAACGCGAAGGUCAUUAAGCGCCCGGCUAGCUCAGUCGGUAGAGCAUGAGACUCUUAAUCUCAGGGUCGUGGGUUCGAGCCCCACGUUGGGCGCAGGUUUUUUUUUUCUUUUUUGUUUGGUUUAAAAGAAGCUUGUUCCAUGAAAUUAAAAUAAAGUAAAUUAUAACAACAAAGACAAAAUAAUUCACUUAUUCAAUGAACUUGUUUAAAGUUUCGCUUUGACUCUGUAGCGAUGUCGACCAAGAUGAUUUGAUUCUGUUUCUCGAGCUUAGUUAAUCUAACCUUCCUUUGCGUCAAUUUGUAAGUGCAAUGUGAGCUACGUAAAUACAGUACAAUAAUUGGGUCAAUGAUUAGUGCAAAAUCAGUCUUGUGAUAACAUUAUAGAUUAAAAGGAUUAUUGGAGUUGGUUGGUGGAAUCUUUCUAAAUUAAAAUGAAGAAAAAAAAUCAGUUUUAGGGAAGUUUAACUGAUGCUUGGACUCUUGGUGACUUCAAAAGAUGUUAAAGUACUAGCGAUGACGAAUUAUUAACAGUAAGAAACGUAAGGCAUCCGAACAAUAGGGGGAAAAAGGCUUUUUAUCCUUCCUUGAUCUAAACUAAUAUGCUCACUGGAUAAUCCCUCCGUACAUAUCUUACUGUUAUCGGACGCGCUCCAACAACCAGCUAUGGAGGCUGGAAGUGAGAACGAUCACAAUGUUUGACUCUUACGAUACGGACUAUACUAAUAUCGCACAGGACGGAUGGGUCUGGUUUUGUACAUCAGAGUCGAGCUUCCAUGUGCGACCAUCCCUCGUAAGAGACCACCUCCCAUAAGCGACCAAUUAUCCAAAAACCUCAAAAUUUCCCAGUCAAAAUAAGCAAAACCUCUAGUAAACGACUACCUCUCGUAAGCCACCGCGACCAGUUUAUGGCCUAACGGUUUUAUUAUUUUUCAAUGUUUUUAACCUCUUGUUAGCGAUCACUUGACGUACGAUGUCUCUGUUCACGGUAUGUACUACGCCGCUCAGAGUAUAACGAGAACUUUCAGUAACAACAUGGAACUAUACUUACACGAAACUUAGAAAUUGCAUGUAAUAAAUUAUCUUACAAAAUUUAGAUGUGUCAGGACUUCUUCUCGGAAGAGAACCCUUGUUUGUCGAUUCUCGUAAGCGACCACGAAAUCUUCACAUUUUGGCUUGUCGCUUAUGGGAGGUUCGACAGUACGCGUACGUUUACCCAGUAAAGCUUUUAGAAAAAAAAUCCUAACUGAACCUUCGGUUGAAAGACCCAAUUCGCAAGGGUAGAAUGGUUAUUUUUUUUUUCCUUAAGGUACUUUUAAACUGUUUAUUCUAGAUGAAAGAGACAACGAGGAGAUCAAUGAACUAAGCCGGCUUCAGGACCCAGCUGUCACUCAGGACCCGCCCCAGGUGGGUGGAGCCAUAAGCGAUGGGGACUCUAACAAGGAAAACUUGAACUCUCCUGGUGGACAUGCCCAGGUCCCCAGUGACCAAAAAGAGACAGGAUCGAACGCUUUGGCCAACAUUUCGGAAUUUUUGAGAAACAAAGAAGGCGACGCAACCAUUCCAGGUAGAAACUGAUAUCAGAAGCAAAAGAUAAAUGUACUUUUAAUACAACCAGACGUAUUUAACUUACCGAAUGCAGACAUCCUGGUUUAGACCGAACACCUUUUUGCGAGGAAUGCUGUGGUCGCAUUAAAUUUCACUUACAUGACCGUAACUUACCUAUCUAUCUUUUAAAGCACACACCUCUUUAAAGUAGGAACUGGUGGCUGGCUGGUGUUAGCUCAGUGUCACUCGUUAAACUUUCUGGGACUGAUAUUUCCACAAGAAAGGUGGUUAACUGGUCUAAGCUUAUUUUCACUUACUUGCCUUAACUCAGUAAACUCGCCGUGAGGCAGACACCUUUCAGUCUAAGAUGGACAUCCCCGGUUGACUGACCGAGGUUUAAUUUCACUUGUUUGUGCGCAACGCAAAAAAACUCUUUUCUCUUAUUAAAACAACGAACAGCGCCCAUCGAAGCGCGCGGGCUCCGAAAAUGGGGUUAUACCGGCCGCGCAAACAAGAGGAAACGGCUUUCUUUCGCAGUAAAAUGUUACACUGCGAAGCAUAUUGAAGUUGGUUUUACAAUUAAACGCGAUUUUCAAACGGAAGGUCUUCAACAAUUUGAAAGCGGAGAGUGAGACGGGCAGAUCUGCUAACUAAUUGUUCAACAGGAACAGUUUUUGGUCGAUUUUCUCAAAAUGUCUUUCUACUUUUUAGUGAAUGGAGAUUUCACUCUGUGGACGCCAUGGUCUACCUGUCCUGAUGCGUGUGGGCGAACGGCCCUGAGAUCACGUGAGCGCUAUUGUACUAACCCAGCGCCCGCGAAUGGUGGAAAAAACUGCGAAGGACCUAGAUUUCAACUAAAAUUGUGUAAAAUAAAGCAAUGUGCAGGUUUGCGUACUUUUUCUGUUGUUGCUGUCAAAGUAAUGUGUACAUCUCAUCAAACAAAAGAUUGAGUUAAAAUGCCUACCGGUACUACAAUGGGAUGGCCAGGCACAGAUAACACAAGAAUCAAAGGCAAUGUUUGUUAGUUUUUCUCCUGUCCAAGCUAAAGUGAGAUGAUUUAGUUUGUAUCAAUAAUUAAAAGGGUACUGAAAUAUAACGUAUACCCGGAUUUGGCAAGAAAACAGAGCUAACUCCUCAAAAAAGUAUUGACUGAUAGAACCCAUUCCAACCAUUUCUUGAAAUACAGUUGACUCCCGAUAACUCGAACCCUCGCUAACUCGAACCUCGCGCUAACUCGAACCAAAAUCGAUUUCCCCUGGAUUUCCGUCAUACAUUUACGGUAAUUUUACCCUCGGUAACUCGAACCCUCGAUAACUCGAAACUCCCGCUAACUCGAAGUAAUUUUUGUUUCCCCUCAGAUCAUUUCUAUAUAAUUUUACCCUCGAUAACUCGAACCAUGUUAUGAGCCCUUAAAAAGUCGGGAAAAAAGAGUGCGCUGCCUCCAAAACAUUGAAUUUUGAAUUUCCCAUUGACGUGUUGUAGGCAUAUAGUCUACUAGUGGAUCGAUAGUGGAGGCUGAUGUUGUUUGCCACAAAUCUAACGUGAAAUAGCUUUACUUCUCAAAAAGUAAAAUGCAUGCUCUAUUUAGGCAACGUUUUGUUACUUUACGUUCUGAUUUAUAAUCUAACAGUAUCUCUCAAUUUUCACUCAACAUUUUUACAAUUAAAUGUGCAGUAAAAACUGUUUUUUUCCUUACUCCCGGCUAUUUUCUUCGAGCUCCCGAUAACUCGAACCUUUUCGAUUUCCCUUGAAGGUUCGAGUUAUCGGGAGUCGACUGUACUGUUGAAAUGACGCGGACUCAAGUGCUAUAGAGCAAUGCAUUGUUUGUCUACCAUUUUGCACGUGUUAGACUUGGGGCUGAAACGAUGAGGUUGUACCCGUUCUCGCUGGAACAAGGGAGGCACAUGCUCUGAAAAGGAGAUUGAAUUGUAGUAAUUAUAUAACCAAGAAACCAAUGUGCAUGCAGAUUCGCCCAACAGGUAGUUGCAAGGGUAAGAGACGCGGUCAGAGCCGCUACCUCUCACGUAGGAACGAAAAGAAAACGUAAAAACUGAAGGAAACCUUUCUUUGAAAUACGUUCCUCAGACUGUUUAGAUCAGUCAUAUCCUAAGUCGAGUAAAUGUAUGUGGUGAAAUAAAUGGCUAGUUUAGUCACGUUCCCUGUAUUCAACUUCAAUUCCAAGUGAGACAAAAAUAUAGAAAUGCCUUAACGGGAUUUAGUAAAAGAGUUUGUGAGUUACGUUUCUUGACGCUUGCAGUAAAUGGAGGUUUCUCAUCUUGGUCCCACUGGAGCCAUUGUUCUCAGAAAUGCGGACAAGGAAUGAAGCAUCGACGCCGCUAUUGCAACAACCCGAAACCGGCGAACGGUGGACAGACCUGUAAGGGAUCUCACAAACAGGCCAAACCAUGCUAUGGCCGACGCUGCCAAGGUACUGAUCAGUGAGACUGUACUCUGCACAUGUAUCCUUGGUUGGCAACCAUGUGAGAAGGCGGCCAUGUUGAUGGUCAACACAAUAGAAUUUUUUCUCGAAGAAUUUACAUGAGAUUACCAGAGGAGAGAAAUGCGUUUUUUCUUCACCACCAACAUGGCAGCCGUCACACGUACAAACCAGCAAUUGGUGUUGUCGUGUCAAAUCAUGCACCAAUUCUUGGUACGCAAGACUCCUUCCGCGGCUAUCCGUUUUAACCUUUCGGUAUUUUCAAAUGAAAACUAUUAUCGUCUAAUCAAGGUCUGAUCUCUUUACAGAACUUAUGUACGGCCCUAGCUUUUUCGAGAAUCGAUUUCUUUUGUACACUAAAUUCAUUCAUUUCUCUGAUUUCUGCUUCCUUAAGUUACCUCACACCAAAACUAUGCCUCACAACCAUAUCUCUUAGACUAAAACUUAAUACUUUCCGUCCCCGUUGUACUCUUUUAUUAACUAAUGUGUUUUUUCUUCUCUCAGGUAAUUUUUAUUUCUGCUUUGUUUCCAUUUCAUUAGCAUACAUUACUAUACCCAAAAACAAAAGAAAAACAAAAAUUACCUGAGAUAAAAAAAUUAACUACAACAUACAAAAACAGGAGCUCAAAUACUCGAUACUCUCUCUUUCAAACGUGGGGGAAUGACCUUGGGUAAUUGCACAGGAGUCUGAUUUCAAAGUCAUGCCACAUUCAGUGAUCUCAGGUAAAAAAAAUUGAAAGUGAUGAAUGUUUUGCGUAGUGAGACAGGUUUUACUCUUGGAUUUUUUUCUUAUAUAUGCAAGUUCUUAACUCAAUAAACAACCUUUUGUAAGUUCGAAUGUCACGAUAAAUGAUUUAGUUUGUGACUGACAUGUUGAGGUGGUCACAUUGGGGUGACGUACAUUGUAAGAUAGGUGUAUGCUAAAAAUAACCUAGACGAGAACAUAUCACCCAUGGCGUCUCCUGCGCAAUACUCUCUCACAGUAGUUUUGCUUUUAAGGUUUACCUUUUUCCAUUUUUUUACAGAUCAAGACUCUAUAGUUGAUAUAGACCCUCAGACAGUAUGUGGAUAUAAUCCCUGUGCAGUGGCAAAGUGCAUAUUAUUACCGUACGCAACGUGUGUCAGUGAUUUUAAAUGUAGGCCGGUUUUCUUUGAUUCUGAAGAAAGAAAGGUUCCACAGUGUUCAGGUGAGUGAGCUAUGUUUGGUUAAAUUUUAACGGCGAAGUUGCUCAGAAAUCAUCGUGGGUUCCCAUUAAGGUUCUUUAGCCCAGUCAUCCCUACCCAACUUUUCCCUCAAUCCAGUAAUCUCGAUGCGGCAUCCCGUGUAUACCUUCGAUCCCGAAAUUCACUCCAUUUUUGAAAUCCCGAAUCCCGGGAUUCAAACAACGAAAAACCUAUUAGGGACUAACUUCACAGAUACUCUAAACCGGCCAUAUGUUGAAGCAAGAUCCCUAAACCGCUUGUGAGGGACUUCAUAAUAUAAAUACCUUUUCAAGCUGAAAGAAGACUUUGAUACACAACUAAUGCGGGGCUAUAAAAAUGUGAUUCAAAUGACAUAUUCUAACGCAGAAAAUCUAGUCCCUUCCUUGUGCUCACUUAUGGUUUGGCAAUGUCUUCCAGAAAACUUAUCCUACGGCAAUGAGGUUUGAAAACUGAUAAGAAAAAGUAAAAAUGAAGGGAAGAGAGCGGAGAGGAAAGAGAUAAUAACUAUGCUUCAUGCGCGCCGCUUGAAAUCACAAAUGAACUGAUCUCCCUUUGAACCAGAAAUGAAAGCAGUUUCCAAAUUUCAAAAUAAUUUUGCAUUUGCCACUUUAUGUCAAGAUCGGGUGCUUAAGUGGGUCAAAAGCAAUAUAGUACACGACAAAAGUAAACUUUUUUGGCAAAAGUAAAGCGCCCAACGUGGGGCUCGAACCCACGACCCUGAGAUUAAGAGUCUCAUGCUCUACCGACUGAGCUAGCCGGGCACAUUCAUAAACGGCUUUUCAACUUUAAAGUAAACAAUUGGUAAAAGAUUCAGGUGACGAAAGGCGCUGAUUUUAUAAAUAUUCAUAAUGAUCUCGCCAAGCACUCUCAGUUAAGGAGGAUACAGUUAAUGGAGUUUUAAGUAACAAUUUCAGUUUUUAAAGUAGCGUGCUUAGAAGGUGGUCAAAACGGAGGAGAAAGGUGAAAAAGGGCUGCUGGCCGUGAAACAUGUUUUUCACGACAACACUACAUAUACAUGCGUAUUUGAAUGGGAUAGGUUUAUUUUGGCUUAAAAGCGUAAAACAAAAACUACCAUGCCAAUCAAAAUUUUUUUCAAUAGAAGGCAGGAUAACCAUAGUAGCAGGCCCAAAUUUGUGUAGCUUUCAUUUAAUAUUACUAAACCUAACUGUUGAUAAAGCGGCAAAUAUUCCACUGAAAGCGGCAAAAUUACCCACUGCCGGCUCAUUGACUAUUGUCUUGAAUUUCAAAGAAGCCAACCUUGACAGGAGGAAAUAUUACUUUGGAUUUGUUAAUGUAGAACAAUUUGUUAAACAGUGUGCGUGUUGGUAUAGUAAAUGAGCUUUAUAUUUAUCCGUGCUUCAACAAUUAAUUUGGCUGGAAAACAUUCGAUUCGGUUGGGCCUAAGAAGUGCAACAUGUAGCAUGUUCAAGUUGGUUUUCGGCUCAUUGCAAUGUCUAGCAAGAGAAGGCAAUUUCUUUUAAUAAGAACCAACAGGACUUUGCAGCAGUGCAAUGCAGAAGAACAUCGUUCGACCGACUGGACCUUCUUACCCAGUGAAUACAGUGUCCAGUUAGGAGAGAUGUCCGCUUAUAACCCUCCAAUAUCGAAAUACAAAUUCCCCAGACUGAUCUCCGUAUUAAUUUCCUUAAACAAUAAGUUAACAGAAUUUGUUUAAAGAUAAAUCAAUUUUGAGGGUCUCAAUGGCUUUGGCGGUUGACGGUUAAACUUUAGAGCUUUUGACGGUUGACGUUACUGAAUUAAGUGGAAAGUUUGACCAAGAGUUUAAGUAAAUGUUAACCUCUGUAUAAAUUAAUACUAACUGUUGUGUUUUGAAGGUUGAGUCUUGGCCUUUCACUCACAAAAUUUCGAAAUAUUUUCGGAUAAGAAAUAUUUUCGGAUAAGGGAAAGUUGUGUGGUCUUGUAAUGUCUAAAAAAGAGUGUUUUCGAGAAUACGGGAGCUGGGUUUUCCAGUUUAGGGACUCUUCAGGAGCCAGAAUCCCUUAAAGACCAGCUGAAGUAAUGAGAUUUGAAAUACCUUUUAAAACCUUUUUGACGGUUGACGGUAAAAAAUAACCUUUUUUGACGGUUUAUGGUUAAAUUUUAAGGAACAAGAGAUGUUUAGACGGAAGAAUAGGUACGGGGUCUACGACAUCGCCUCGGUAAUCAUAUUAGUGAGUUUACGCAACAGGACGGCAGGAAGAAGAGGACGGCAAAUCGCAUGCGCGUGACGAACGUGACAAGGCUAUUACUUGCGUGUUUUGUCGUGAUCUUCACUAACAUCAAUGUUUUCUGGUCUUUUACAAAAAGAUCUGUUUAAAGUAAAGUGAAGUUUGGCGAAAAGUUCUCUCAAACAAAAUUAUUGUAUCGUUUGUCACACAAAGUUUGGCGUCUUCUUUCCUCUUCCGUCCUGUUGCGUAAGUUCACUAUUUCGUUAGGUAAAUCAGAGGGCCAUAUCCGUGGUAGGCGUAAGGCGAGGAGUGGGGAAACCCGCGCUCUCGCGCCCUAGUGCGCCAGAUGGGAUAACGGAAAAGGUUGUCCCAAGAAGAACUGUUGUCUAACAACUCUUACCGCCGUUUAUCAAGCCCUGAAAGCAUUUCCCAUUAUUUCUAACAGGCGAUAAUCUUUACCUGAACGUAAAUGCUCAAACGGUUUGUCGUUUUGAUCCCUGCAAGUAUACCACCUGUCUUCAAGGUACUGCCGCCAAAUGUGUUGUCAACACUAGGUGCCAUCCCGUGUUUCUUGAUGCUUUUGGAAAGAUUAUGAAAUGCAAAGGUAUGAUUAUUUGUAGCAGAAAUAAUAAUGCAGAAUCAGAGAUAGGGUUGAAGGCGUCUUAGGUGAACAUUUUUUUUGGAACGCAAUUUGGUGAAGACGUGGUUGUUUAGCUAAAGCUGAUACCUUGGAAAUAAGGCUUUCACGGUGAAGCGGUGAACGGAGAACAAAACGUUUGUCGCGGAGUAGCUGGGUAGAGGGCAGUAGUCGCGGGGAAUGGGAAGGCCUGAUCACCUCAGGCAAAAAGGCUCGCACUCACGCAAAAAUUCAUCUGAAUCUUGGGAGAAAAACAUUUCGCUUUUAACACUGGAAAUUCAUGAUAUAAACGCGUUCUAAAAUGAUAUGACCGGCGACAAAAGGGGCGCAAAUAAAGAAAAACCGGUAGAACGGUAUUAAAAUGACGCCCAACGUGGGGCUCGAACCCACGACCCUGAGAUUAAGAGUCUCAUGCUCUACCGACUGAGCUAGCCGGGCGCUGUUGUGCUGGCAAGUUGCGGCAGAAUUAUAAGAUAUUUUCAAUCUCAAAUAAUUAACUGGACUACAGUUUCUUCGAAAGAAAGCAUGCACAAAAAGGCAACCAUAAAAGAAGGAUCAAAAUAUCAUUUCCGUAAGUUAUUCAGCACAUUCCUUUAUGUACUUGCAAAAAAUAAAGUAGUGGCCUAAGGAAAAAGAUGGACGCCUAACGUGGGGCUCGAACCCACGACCCUGAGAUUAAGAGUCUCAUGCUCUACCGACUGAGCUAGCCGGGCGGAAGGCGAUCACUUCAGGAGAAAAUGAUCCACUAGAUCUCUGUUAUAUCUUUAUAUCUUCUGUUUUUGGGGGCGCGCUUAGGUGAGGUAAAAAAUGACCCAUACAGAAACAACAAACAUACUUGUUGCUCUUUAAGAUGAAAAUCAUUUUAAUCAUAAUGCAAAGACACCGCAAAAGUGAAUUUUGCGAGAAUUUGAAAGCUCUUUUCAGCCCAUUCGAUAACUUAGACCGGGCUACCCGCCUUGACGGGUCACCCCACCUAUCAUGUAAACGUGAUCAAAAAUGAAAAGGUUGGACAGGCGGGACCCCACCCUAAGCGGGCUUGGGGUCCCCACCUCCAUGUAAAUAGGCCCUUAAGAUGAAAAUCAUUUGCAAAAGCUCUUUUCAGCCCAUUCGAUAACUUACUAGCAAAAAAAGAAAAGGUUAGACGCUUACCGUUAGGCUUAAGAGUCCCAUGCUCUAUUGAAUAAGCUAGCCGGACGUAUUUGAGGAAGGUGCAUCACUUUACUUUGUACCAACCAGCACAAAACUGCAUAAUUUUGAAUGUUUUAACUAAAAGAAAUCAAAGGUAUAUAUAAAUAACCUACCUAACCUUCCCCUCCCCUAAUACAACGUUAACACUAACUUCUAAUUUAUGACAAAAUGUUGGGUAAGGGGAGAGGUGCAUAGGCAGUUUCUCAGAAUCUUAUCCUGAUCCCACUAUUCGCCACACAAAAUGGAGUAAACUCACAGGUAGGCUAUUCUGUUUUUCUGCACAGGUGUAUUCAAGGUCCCAGCCAGGUACAUCUGUGGUUAUGACCCUUGUAGUGGGGCCACUUGCACUUCGGAUCCCACAGCACGUUGUCUCGUGGACCAUACUUGUAAAUCAAUGUUCGUCAAUGCCUAUAACCAGAAGACAAAAGGCUGCAGAGGUUAGUAAAGGUAUUUGGUUGUCUGAGUUAGGAUGACAGUGGUCUUAUAACACGCACAGCAGGAUCCAGUUGUUCGAUGGCCGAUUAGCGCUAACUCAGCGUUAAAUUAAAAUGCGGAUUGAAAGUCUGGGAAAUUUUCUCUGCUCUUUUUAGCGCAUCCAGUCAUCAAAUUGUAGACAAAAAGAAUUAAACCAAGUAAAUCUAUAUGUUUGAAAUUUCGCACUAACGGUGGAAUAUUUCGCCUAGGUUGGGCGAGUUAAGGAAUGAGUUCUGAUUUUUAUAAAACAAACAAACAUAGCCUGAAAAACAACUGACAUUUAACGACGCCACCACAGGUUUCCCCGCGAAAUGACGUCUGAGACACGAGGGCAAAAUUCCACCCUGAUGACGUAUCGCUAACCAGAUUUGGGUAGUGCUUCUGAUAGGGUUGAAGCAAAUUUCUUUCACGGCAGGACCAACUGGAAGCAAUACCCAGAACUGGGUACUAACACGUCAUCAUUAUGGAAUUUCUGCGCUCUUGUCUCAGACGUCUCUUGCCGGGAAACCAGUGGGGGAGUCGAGAAUUGUCGGCUGUUUUCUCAGGCUAAAAAAACAAUAACAAAAAGUAGCAGCGGAGAAAGAGGGGUCUCAUGUUUAAUCAGCUAAUGAGUUCCAUUAUUUCGUUGGAUAAAAGGGAGCGAGGUAACACUGUUUAUGACUGCCUCUUGUUGUAUGAAAAGUAAUUAGAUUUGCUUUGGAUUUGUUUUAUAGGACUUUGUGGUUAGCCUGAACACUAAGAAGGGUUAUAUGCCCGAAAAGUUUGUUUCUUCAAAGACAUUUAUUACACUUUUUUCUUAAUUUGUUACAAUAUCAUCUUAUGAGCUUUUAGUCAGAAAGUCGUUCUUAUUUAUCACCUCUUAUUUAGCUCGUCACCACAUUAUCAAAGACGAUGAAGACGGGGAGCAAGUCAGCGAGGAUGAAAAUGCUAGCGAUGAUGAAGAUCAGUUAAACAAAUUGGUGGAUUCAAAAUUAAACGGUGAUGACAAAGAUACUGAUAGUGAAGAUGAAGACGAUGCUGACGACGAUGGCGCACGUUUAAGAAAAUUGAUGCGUAGUGCAAAGCUUAGCACCCGUGAAAAAUCCAACAAUAACGAUGAUGAUGAUGAUGAUGAUGAUGAUGAUAACCAAAAGUCAAAGGAUAGUGAGGAAGGGGUUGAGAGUAUCGAAGAUAAUAGCGACAAUGAAAUUGUAGCCAAGUUGUUGAAGUCAAAGCUAAGAGGCAAAGAAAAAAUUAACUAUAACAAAGAUGAUGAUGAUGACGAUGAUGAUGAUGAUAGUUUACAAACCGAAGAUAAACUUGCCAGUUCAAAAGAAGACGCCAGUGAUGAAAAUAGCGAUGGUGAUGAUGACAACAUUGAUGCCAACAAUUCUAACGAAACCGACGACAACAAAAAGCGAAGUAAAUUUCCGUUGAGAUUUAAACCUCCAAAAUUGAAGGAUACCCACAAAAAAGUUAAGAAGAGCAGAUUCAGACAUCCUAAGAAAAAACCAAAGCAUUUGAAAUCGAAGCAUAAGCGAUGGUUAGAGACUGCAAGCUGA